AACGAGGAUAUCUACCUCAGAAACACGUAAUCAAAUUAUCAAGCAAAUUCCGACGUUUUCAAAAUUUUAAGACACCUAAGGACUUAGAUACUAUCGAUUACGAGUUUGGAGUCCUGAGAUCACGAACAAAAUGGAUAAAAACGAUAAUAAUUUCGGCUCGUAUGAAAACCAUUCUGCUAUUUAUCGCGAUGCCUUUAAAAGAUCUUUGGAAAAUCCCGAAGAAUUUUGGGCAGAGGUAGGAAAAUUGAUUAAUUGGUUCAAACCGUGGAACAAGGUCCUCGACAAUUUCAACGAACCUUUCACCAAAUGGUUCGUCGGAGGAGAGUUGAAUGCCUGCUACAAUGCUGUCGAUCGUCACGUUGACUCUGGCAACGGUGAGAAAACAGCCAUCAUUUAUGAUAGCCCACAAAUUUCGAUUAUCAGAAAAGUAACCUACAAUGAGCUGUUGGAGAAAACCUCGUUGCUGGCCAGCGCUUUAGCUGAUAUUGGAGUUAGUAAAGGCAAUAAAGUUAUCAUCUACAUGCCACUUAUACCAGAGACUAUAAUAACCAUUUCGGCCGUCGCCAGACUUGGUGCUAUCCACUCGGUUGUUUUUGGAGGAUUUGCUGCAAAAGAGCUGGCCAACAUGAUAAAUCACGCGAAACCAAAAGUGGUCGUCAUUGCCAGCUGCGGCUUGGAGCCUAACAAAAUUAUUACGUAUGCCAUGGUGAUGAAUGAUGCCUUGAAAGUAAUAUCUGUGAAAACACCGAAAUGCAUUAUCUUUCAAAGAAAAAAUAUCUGGACCUCUCCGCUCAGUCCCGAUCAAUAUGAUUGGAAGGAAAUUUUGAGUAAAGCCAAAGCCCAUUCUUGUGUUCCGGUCGAGGCUAACGAUCCUUUGUAUUGA
Molecule: messenger RNA, 883 nt
Organism: Vespa crabro (European hornet)
Lineage: Eukaryota; Metazoa; Arthropoda; Insecta; Hymenoptera; Vespidae
Product: acyl-CoA synthetase short-chain family member 3, mitochondrial-like
Exons: 6
Coding region: 131-883 (250 amino acids)
Source: RefSeq, a predicted model, not a curated record